Bursaphelenchus xylophilus (pine wood nematode) is the source of this 240-nucleotide messenger RNA. The record is from the annotation of a GenBank genome assembly. NCBI's taxonomy places the organism in Eukaryota, Metazoa, Nematoda, Chromadorea, Rhabditida, Aphelenchoididae.
AUGAAUUCAGCUGCUGUUCUCUUACUACUGUGUUUUCUCAGUCUUCAAGCCUUCAUCGAAGCUCGCCCACCCGCUGCAGAGCCGGCUUUGGAAGCUGUCAACAUUGUGAAACGCCAAUCCGAUGGAGAUUGGGAUUCUCCGAGAGGUGGCGGGAGUUACGGUGGUCGGGGGUCUGAUGGCGACUGGGAUGUGCAGUACUACGCUAAUCAAAAACCACACGACGACGGCUGGUGGGCCUGA